AUGAAUGCUCGAACCGGCAGAGCAUCUAUUGAUUCUGGUAUCGCUUUGCCCUUCAGGUCAAAGCCCACCAAAUGGAGGAUGUUCCUUGACAUGCCUCAGGAGCUCCGUUUUGUGGUAUACGAAAUACUUCUCGAUCUGAACGCUAAAGCGUACAUGUUGAUUGAGCCACUGCUGGGGAAGAUGACAUCCAUAACGAACCUACUCUGGUCUUCUCGCCAAAUCCGAGCUGAUAUCCACGCACUGUUGUCCCGCGCCAAAGUCCGGAUCAUGGCUGGCGUUCUGCAAGAUUGGACUCUGCGGCCUUACUCCCUGCUCAGGGACCAUGACAUGGAUCAGUCGGGCGCCAUGGCACAUCAAGCCUGGUCGGAGUUCAACAAGACGGUCCCUUUCGAAUUCAAGUUUACAAGGGUCCUGCUGUCAGUGAUGAACAAAAGCCAUUGUUGCCGAAUCACAGCCGAAAUCGACUUCCAGACGGGAGCAGUACGUGUUUCAGGGGUGGAGGAAGGAAUGAUUGGGCAUCGUUUUCGUCGCUGGCCACCGACUGGGUACACGCAAAAGCCUGGGCCUUUGCAAAAACCAGGGCCUACUCCCAAGUCCAUACAGAUGCUCCGGAAACCAUUCAUUGAUGCCAAGCUGGGACUGAUGGCGAGAGGUGGAUGCAGGUUCCAAGAUAUACGUCUGCUACUCGAAAGCGCGGGAAAGAUGGUUCAGCCACAAGACUUUUGGGGUAUUGACGAGCCGUGGGUGAAUCCAGAGUACCUACGUUAA
This is a messenger RNA of Aureobasidium pullulans EXF-150, 768 nucleotides long. RefSeq lists its product as uncharacterized. Lineage: Eukaryota; Fungi; Ascomycota; Dothideomycetes; Dothideales; Saccotheciaceae. Bases 1 to 768 code for a protein of 255 amino acids. The transcript is spliced from 2 exons. The record is from RefSeq and is a predicted model, not a curated record.